GGAAAAGAGAAGAGAGUGAAAGAGAAAUCUUUUCCUGCCUUGUUUCCUGCAAAGACUGUUCUCAAGAGCCCGUUGGACAGCGAGGGGGCUCUUGAAGUGAUAGCUCACUGGCCAAAGAAAGGCUCCAAUUGUCUUGAGGGGCCUGGAAAGUGCUGCGUGUGCUUCUGAAAAGGCCCAGGGAGAAGGUGCCCGGUUUCGCUAAGCAGCUGCUGUUGGAGAUGUUUGGAGAUUACAUCAGCAUUGGAAGAGGGAGCUGAAAAAAGAAGUCUAACUUCAGAGAGAGGGAGUGUGUGUGUUUAUGGAGUUUUGCCUCCCCCCUUCCCUUCUUCCCCUUCCAAAGAUCUUCUGACAAUACUGUCAUUGUCAAUAUGAGGGUUGUUAAUUCUUUAUGAAUAGUACAUGGGGCCUCUUGCCUAAAUAGUACAUUACAUGUCCCAAAUCUGUCAGCUGGACUCUUCUCUCACAUGCUAGUGAGAUCACUUUGAUUGGAAUGUUACAGGAAUGGUUCAGUUUGCCACCCAGACUUGAAUACAUUAUAUAAUUAGAAUUAGAUCUCCCAAAAUAGUGGUAGAGCAGGAGAAGCAAUACUUCUGCAUCCCUCUCCAUUACUUCAUUGUUUUAGUUUAAAUAUGGGAUCAGACCCUUUGAUGAUUUUGUUGGUUGUAAUUAUAUUAACGCGAUUCAUUUUGUGGUCCUGUUUCAGUGCUUAUUUAGAUUACAAACUGGCUCGUAGGUUUCCUGAAAAGAGGAAGGAAUCUUGAAAGAGCUUGUAUGCAUUUUGAAUGAACAAAUGGAGCUUUAUUGGACUGUUUCCUAGAACAGGAGAAUUUUCUUUUUAUUUCUCAAAGGGGCUAGUUAAUGGUUCCCUUUUUUUUUUUGGUAGAAUUAACCAUGUUUGGGGCCGUUUUUAAAGCUAUUGAGCAUUUAAUAAGCAGCUGAUUGCCAAGUAGUUAAAUUGUGUCUUACAAAUUUUUUUUUGCUAGAGCAAACCUGUAUUGCUUUGGGGAUUAAAUGUUUUAGGAUAUCUGAACGUAAUCCAAUGAAGAAUCUAGGUAGUCAAUCUGACACUUUAACUCUCCUAACAAGGGGGCUAUACCUGUGGAACAAUUCACUGAACUAUGGCCUGCAGUUACAAUCACUGAAUUGCAAAGACUGGCAUCUUUUUAAAAUAGUGAUUUUCAACAUCCUAAAACAUACACAGAAAAUAUUUUUUCUCUUGAGCAUAAAGGGUUUAUCCAUUCCUUCCAACCUGAUAUGAAUCUUGGUCUGGAGACAUGGUUCUUGAAAACUACUGUAAUUAAAAGAAGGCCAACAAUGGUUCUUGUUCAAGUUCAGCCAGUGGGUUUCUAAUAAGUGGGGAUUUGAACUCUGGAGCCCUAGUCUGGCACUGGCUUUUUAGCUUUAUUAUUUUCCUAUUCAAAGUGUUCUAUAUUGUUUGAAAUUUAAGUAUGAUACUAAUAGUUUUCCUGUCUCGGAUAGCAUUUGAUGUUACUUAAUUCUAUUUGUAAUUACAUAUUGUAUUGUUUUUGUCUUUCCAUCUUUUUAUAAUUAAAAGAAUGUGUAUUAUGUA
This is a messenger RNA of Anolis carolinensis (green anole), 1570 nucleotides long. It is a transcript of the gene smim38, whose product is annotated as small integral membrane protein 38. The record is from RefSeq and is a predicted model, not a curated record. NCBI's taxonomy places the organism in Eukaryota, Metazoa, Chordata, Lepidosauria, Squamata, Anolidae. The transcript has a single exon. Bases 630 to 761 code for a protein of 43 amino acids.